Molecule: messenger RNA, 7522 nt
Organism: Ceratina calcarata
Lineage: Eukaryota; Metazoa; Arthropoda; Insecta; Hymenoptera; Apidae
Gene: DNApol-epsilon255
Product: DNA polymerase epsilon catalytic subunit 1
Exons: 19
Coding region: 616-7398 (2260 amino acids)
Biological process (GO): DNA replication proofreading; base-excision repair, gap-filling; DNA replication
Cellular component (GO): epsilon DNA polymerase complex; nucleus
Molecular function (GO): single-stranded DNA 3'-5' DNA exonuclease activity; nucleotide binding; DNA binding
Source: RefSeq, a predicted model, not a curated record
AGGGAAAAUUGGCCACGCUUAAGAGGCGGAGUCACAUUCGCACGGACCAUUGGCGAGUGCAGUGCACCGUAAUCCAACGCGGUUUACGCCUCUUCAUUGUGCACUCGUGCCGAACGUUUCCUCCGGUUUAUCGCUUCUCUUUGCCUUGCUACUCGCCUCGAAUGCACGACCCCUGCUAAUUACGUGGACGUAUAUAUUACCUUUGACAGACCUGACUCGCCAACGAGAUUUGUUAUGAGAUUUUUAUAAGAAAAUAUUUGAGACUUUGAAAUCCGAAAUUCGGAACCGAUGCUGAUGAUAACGAGCGGCUGAUUCUUCUGCAAGAAAUGCAGUUCUCCUUUGAGCAUUACUGCGACAUCUGUUGGUACAUUAAGAAACCAUACAAGUUUGUAAACAAGUUGAGAGACACUGCACCACGAUUUUACACUGGACGACGUCAUAUAACCCAUUUACGGGGUGUCCGCGUUUUUUGGCGGGCAAAUUACAACCUGUACUUAUACAGAUGUAUACUGUUCGAAUCUGUCAGUCUCUGAAUAAAUAGUAAUAAUUUUUUACUGUCGAUCUUGUUCAUUACUUCCUAUUAAUGCGUAGAAGAUAGUAUACUCGUAUAUCGAAAUGGCAAACUUACAAAACACGGGAAGAUUUCGACCCUUUAGAAGGAACAAUCAAAACGAAGAAGGAAAUCCAACAGGCGAGACUUCGGGAGGAAGAUUAAAAGUGGUGAAUGAAAAUAUAAGAUUAGAUGCUUUGUAUGGAUUUCACAGAGUGAACGAUGUGAAAGAAAGAACAGGUUUUCUUAUCAAUAUGCACGCAACAGAAAUUAUGGAAGAGAAUAAAAGAUUACAGAGCGGUGUGGAUUAUUACUUUUUAGAACAAGACUGUAGUCGAUUUAAAAUCUCUUAUCCCUACUGCCCAUACUUUUAUAUUCUAUGUAAGAAGAACACAUACGAAGAAGUCUCCACAGGCUUAUUUAAAAAAUAUGUUGACAUCAUACAUAAAGUGGAAACACUUUACAAAGAAGAUCUAGAUUUGCCAAAUCAUCUGAUUGGUUUAAAACAGAAAUAUUUAAAAAUCUCUUUCUUAAACACCGUGGACUUGAACAAAGUCAGACGUGAUAUUCUUAAAGCUGUAAAGGUGAACAAGGAGAGAGAAAAGAAUCAUACUUUUUAUACAGACCUACUGUCGAGUGCACUGAAUCCGAAUCAGGAAGCAGAAGGUCAAGAAAGUCAUAAGAAAACAGUGGAUUUUACAGACAAUAUUCUUGAUAUCAGAGAACACGAUGUACCUCAUCACGUAAGGGCCUCUAUAGACUUGAAAAUUUGUUGUGCUAACUGGUAUACCGUUAGAACAAGGGGACAUGAGAUACCAAUUAUUACAAAGAGGGAAGACAUCGUUGAACCACCCGAUCCAAUUGUAUUAGCAUAUGAUAUUGAAACUACGAAACUUCCUUUGAAAUUCCCCGACGCUGAUACCGAUCAAAUUAUGAUGAUAUCAUACAUGAUCGAUGGACAGGGAUAUUUAAUAACGAAUCGAGAAAUUAUCUCUUGCGACGUAGAGGAUUUCCAGUAUACGCCAAAACCCGAAUUCGAGGGACACUUCACUGUCUUUAACGAACCGAAUGAAAAAGCGACGAUAAAAAGAUUUUUCGAUCACAUAAACGAUGUUCGACCGCACAUAUUUGUAACGUACAACGGCGACUUUUUCGAUUGGCCGUUCGUAGAAACCAGAGCAGCUUCCUACGACAUGGACAUGAAAGAUAGAAUAGGAUUCUCCAAGAAUCGAGAUGGAGUUUAUACUAGUAGACCAGCUAUGCACAUGGAUUGUUUAUGUUGGGUAAGACGAGAUUCUUACCUACCAGUAGGCUCACAAAAUUUGAAAGCUGUCGCAAAAGCAAAACUUAGAUACGACCCUGUAGAAUUGGAUCCCGAAGACAUGUGCAGACUGGCAUCCGAAGAUCCACUAAUCCUAGCGAACUAUUCGGUUUCAGAUGCGAUUGCUACGUAUUAUCUCUAUUAUAAAUAUGUUCACCCUUUCAUAUUCGCGUUGUGUACUAUUAUUCCUAUGGAGCCAGAUGAGGUACUCAGGAAAGGAUCUGGCACGUUGUGUGAAUCUUUGUUAAUGGUCCAAGCAUUUCAAGCUAACAUUAUAUUCCCUAAUAAGCAAGAACAAGAAUUGAAUAAGCUCACGAGAGAUGGUCACGUGCUGGAUCAAGAGACAUACGUAGGAGGACACGUGGAAGCCUUAGAAUCAGGAGUUUUUCGAGCUGAUAUUCCUUGUCGCUUCAAAAUAGUGCCGAGCAUGGUCGAUGAUUUGAUAAAUGGCGUGGAGCAAGCCCUGAAACAUGCUAUACAAGAAGAGGAAAAGGUGCCGAUCGAAAUGGUUACGAACUUUGGCGAAGUUGUCGAUGAAAUUACAUCGAAAUUAAAACCGUUGAGAGAUCAACCAUUGAGAUUAGAGAAUCCUGUGAUUUAUCAUUUAGACGUCGGCGCUAUGUACCCAAAUAUUAUACUGACUAAUCGGCUUCAGCCAUCUGCGAUGGUCAAUGAAACUGUUUGCGCUGCUUGCGAUUACAAUAAGCCAGGGGCGCUUUGCCAAAGAAACAUGAAGUGGAUGUGGAGAGGAGAAUAUUUUCCUGCAAGUUUGAGCGAAUAUCAGCGGAUACAGCAACAGCUCGAGAAUGAAAAAUUCCCAUCGUUGUUUCCUGACGGUAAUCGGCGAGCGUAUCACGAACUAUCUGCGGAGGAGCAAGCAACUUACGAGAAGAAACGACUCACGGAGUACUGUAGAAAGGCGUACAAGAAAGUAAAGAUUACCAGCAUGGAAGAAAGAACGCAAACGAUUUGCCAAAAGGAGAAUUCAUUCUACGUCGACACAGUGAGAGCGUUCCGAGAUAGGAGAUAUGAAUACAAAGCGCUUACUAAAGUCGCGAAACAGCAAGUAGCGGCAGCUGUGGCAAAGGGAGACGCAGGUGACAUCAAGUCCGCAAAGAAUCGCGAAGUACUAUACGAUUCUUUACAACUUGCACACAAGUGUAUCUUAAAUUCCUUCUACGGCUACGUUAUGAGAAGAGGAUCCCGAUGGUUCAGUAUGGAGAUGGGUGGCAUAGUGUGUUACACGGGCGCUCACAUUAUUAUGAGAGCCAGAGAAAUUAUAGAACAGGUCGGCCGACCUUUAGAAUUGGACACCGAUGGAAUUUGGUGUGUCCUACCCGCCUCUUUCCCAGAUAACGUCGUCAUCAACACCACUCAUCCAAAGAAGAAAAGACUCGUAAUAUCAUAUCCGAACGCUAUUCUCAAUUUUAUGGUGAAGGAUCAAUUUACCAACGACGUGUAUCACGAGCUCGUCGAUUCAGAAAAUUUGACAUAUAAAAUUAGAAAUGAAAACUCGAUAUUCUUUGAAGUCGAUGGCCCAUAUUUAGCUAUGGUACUACCUGCGGCAAAAGAAGAAGGGAAAAGGCUGAAGAAACGAUACGCAGUGUUCAAUUUCGACGGUUCUUUGGCUGAAUUAAAAGGUUUCGAAGUUAAACGAAGAGGUGAACUGCAGCUAAUAAAAGUGUUUCAAACAUCCGUGUUUGAAUCAUUCUUGAAGGGCAGUACGUUGCAAGAAUGCUAUGCGUCCGUAGCUAGAGACGCUGACUACUGGCUCGAUAUUCUUUAUAACAAAUGUACGGAAAUGCCAGACUCAGAGUUGUUCGAACUUAUAUGUGAAAAUAAAUCGAUGUCGCGGAAACUGGAGGAGUACGGAAGUCAAAAGUCUACUUCUAUCUCCACUGCCAAAAGAUUAGCCGAGUUCUUAGGCGAUCAAAUGGUAAAAGACGCUGGAUUGUCGUGCAAAUAUGUGAUCGCUAAUAAGCCUAAAGAUGCACCGGUUACAGAACGAGCAAUACCGCUAGCCAUAUUUCAAGCGGAACCAACAAUAAGAAGGCACUAUCUACGCAAAUGGUUAAAGGAUCCUAGCUUACAAACCGACGAUAUACGCAGUAUUUUGGAUUGGAAUUAUUACAUUGAAAGACUUGGGAAUGCUAUUCAAAAGAUCAUUACAAUUCCAGCAGCAAUGCAAGGAAUUUCAAAUCCAGUGCCCAGAGUAAAACAUCCAGAUUGGUUACACAAAAGAGUCCUUGAAAAGAGCGCAACACAAAAGCAGAUGAAGAUUGUAGACAUGUUCUCCGUCGUCCCUAGAGAAAACAAGGACGAUAAUAUUCAAAAUUCACAUGAACCAUGUGAUAUAGAAGAUGCAGUGGAAGGAACUUCUACGUUUAAGCAACCUUUACCAGUGGUAAAUAAGAGGAAAAGAAGCAACGAUGAAGAUGAUGAUAGAAACAUAAAUAAAAGUUGGAGAGAAGUUCUGGGUUCGCCGCCACCGAGAGGCACUACUAAGGAAGAAAGAUUGAAAUGGUUGGAGUUUCACAAGCAGAAAUGGGCUUAUCAAGCUAAGCAAAGGGAAGAAUGUCGGAACAGCAAAAAGAGUAGAUUAUCUAAGAAAAGUGACGAACAAAUUAAUUUAGGCGUAACGAGAAAUACAAACACAUCCACUUUAAAUGGUUUCUUAAGACGAGCUCAGAAAAAAUUACUUACAACCCCGUGGCAAAUUAUUCAAAUAUCAGCAACGAACGAGCCCGGGUUGUAUAGAUUGUGGGUAUUAGUAGAUACGGAAUUCCAUCAAUUGCGACUCGCCAUACCUCGUAUAUUUUAUGUGAACACUCGUAAAGUGAAAGCCGAUCCAGAGCCGGGUAAAAAAGUAACUUGGAAGAAGAGUUUGAAAGUUCUUCCGCGAUCUCGGCCUGUGUACAAUUUGUACCAAUACUCCGUGCCAGAAGCACAGUAUCAGAUAUAUAGUCAAGAGCUACUAGAAGAUUUGAGUAAGCCGGAGAUUGAAGGAAUUUAUGAAACACAAAUGUCGUUGGAGUUCAGAGCUAUUUUGCAGUUGGGAUGCAUUUGCACAGUCGACCCUAAGGCUGCGCGAACCAUGACGGAUGGUGCCGACACGUUUAAUUUAGAUCAAUUGGAGUUCAAAAGUAUCGGGGUGCAACCGUACCUUCAGAACCUUGAGAAGAUCAAUCAUAUUUUCUUAUACCAUCAUUGGAGUGCGAAUCGUCAAAGAGCUAUGUGGGGACUGUUUCUGAACGCGAGCAAAAAAGCUCACAUAUUCGUUUACGACUCGGUUUCAUCGAAUCAAAUGCCAAAUAUGAACACGCUGUAUUCCCAGGAACGGGAAACAGCUUUGUCUAUGAAUGGAGAAGACAAAGUGAAAUCCUUGCCGGAAUCGAUGCAAUUCGUAUUGAAAUUCGAAACGAACUUCCAACAACUUUGUCGCGUAUUACAAGCAGCCUUAACUGUGUAUAAAAAUGAAGGACACGGUCCAACGAUUUGUAUUGUGCAGACAGCAGUACCUAAGUCAACGUUAACAACACAAAUGCCUCUACUUAAUGAUUUUCCCAUGGUUCACACCCACGUGCAAGAUAUCGAGAAUUUGUAUGCCACGUUAGAAUGGCAAAAAGUAGGCGCAAAAAUGAUGAUACGGCAUUAUUUUAAAAGUCAACAAAUUUUAGAAUUGAUGGCAGAACAAUGUAGAUUCUUUCAUGCGCCGAUCGGCAAUAUUCCAUCGGAUCCUACCAUUUUCGGUGCUGAUUUAUUUUAUGCCAGGCAUUUGCAGAAAGCUAACUUUGUCUUAUGGUGUUCGCCGACAGAGAAACCAGACCUAGGAGGCAGCGAAGAUGAUGAUAACAGACUGCUGACGGAUUUUGAAGAAAGUGCACAUUGCGCUGCAAAUAACUCCGGCACUUACUCCAGCGUCUGCAUCGAGUUGGAGAUAGAAAGUUUAGCUGUAAAUACCUUACUGCAAUAUCAUCAUAUUCACGAUAUCGAUGGUACCAGUAGUUUCGUUACAUUUCAUAAUCAACAAGCAGCAUCCGUUCAAGAAUUGGCUAUGGGUAAAUCGUUAACCGGGUCGGUUUCGAGUUACGACGAGACUACACUGUGUAGUCCUGCUUUCAGGGCAUUACGAAGUAUGGUCAAUCAAUGGUUGUUGGAUGUUUCGGUUUACAAAAACGUAUUUGCCGAUUACCAAAUCGUUCACUUUUAUAGAUGGCUGCGUUCGCCCAAUGCUCUGCUGUAUGAUCCUGCUUUACGAAGAACGCUACAUACUUACAUGAAAAAAUUGUUUAUACAGUUGUUAGCAGAAUUUAAAAGUUUAGGAUCGAUAAUUGUAUUUGCCGAUUUUAAUAAAAUCAUUGUGUGCACGAAGAAACGAUCUGUCUGCGAUGCACUGAGCUACGUAGAGUUCGUCGUUCAGACGAUACGCAAUAAAGAGCUUUUUCACAGUAUUGAGAUAACGUACGAACAGUGCUGGGAAUAUUUAACAUGGCUCGAUAUGCAUAAUUUCGGCGGUGUGAAAGGGAAGCUGCCAAAAAAUAUGGAAGAAAAUAGUCAGAAUAAGGACACGAAUGAUGAAGAGACCGAGAAUGAGGAUGAUGAUGCUCCUGAAAUAAUUAUGAAUUGGAAUCUGAUGGAAUGUCUCCCCAAAGAGGCUACAUGUCGCUCAAGCUUUAACGCCGUAGUAGCUGGAUAUAUCAAUGCCAUUUAUCAAUUUAUGAUUAAAAACGAAUUGAAUUCUACUAUAAGGGGAAGAAGGCCAGACAGUAUGAGUCAAAGUAUUACAGAUCAACUUGGACUGGGAUGUAUACAAAGUACCGCGGGUUUUGCUAAGAAAUUCAUAGAAGAAGAUAUGUCUCAGGAACUUUUUCGAAUUGUACAAAAAGUACACUAUAAUCUUCCACACAAAAUGUUAACAAUUGAAGAAUACCCGAAUUUGGAUUUCGAUGGUGAAGAUAGUAAGAAGAUUAAUCCAGCUUUGGAGUUAAUCAAAUCGGUUUGCAAGGUCUUAUCUUUGGAUAAGGAAAUUGAGAAUGAAGUGUACAAAUUACAAAACAAUAUGUUAAGACUGAUCGGUAUCGGGAAUUUUAGCGAUUCAGUUGAAUGGCACGAUCCAUGUAUUUCCGUAAUUUUGCCUGAAAUUAUUUGUAAGGCAUGUAAUCAUACAAGAGACAUUGAUCUUUGCAAAGAUAAUUACUGUAUCAUGGAAGAGGAUAGGUACAUAUGGAAAUGUCCUCUUUGUAAAAUGAGUUACGACAACGAGGAAAUCGAGUUCCUGUUAAUUGAUAUAUUCAACCGUAAAAGUAUGGACUACGUAUUGCAAGAUUUACAAUGUCGUAAAUGCAAAGAAGUUAAAAGGGACAAUAUGAACGAUAUUUGUUCAUGUUCUGGCGAGUUCAAAACUCUGGUUCCUAAGAAAGAAGUAUUGAAAUUUUUUAAGAUAUGUAAAACUGUCGCCAGGAAAUGCAACAUGGAGACAUUAAUGGAUAUGGUUGAGAAUACAAAAUCUCUCGUAAAUUUCAUGUGAUUUUAUACAGAUAAUUUCAAGCUUUUUAUAUUUUUACUCUGAUAGCUUCUUAACUUAAACACCUGUAUUAUAUAUAUUUAUAUUAAGGGAAAUAAAAUUUAAUGGAUUUACAUUUCUAAUUUUA